Messenger RNA from Myotis davidii, 470 nucleotides. Its product is annotated as phosphoglycerate mutase 1. The record is from RefSeq and is a predicted model, not a curated record. Bases 27 to 455 code for a protein of 142 amino acids. Gene Ontology annotation, molecular function: intramolecular phosphotransferase activity. The transcript has a single exon. NCBI's taxonomy places the organism in Eukaryota, Metazoa, Chordata, Mammalia, Chiroptera, Vespertilionidae. Gene Ontology annotation, biological process: glycolytic process.
UCUGCUCCGCACUCGGAACCGCCACCAUGGCUGCCUACAAGCUGGUGCUGAUCCGACACAGCGAGAGCGCGUGGAACCUGGAGAACCGCUUCAGCGGCUGGUACGACGCGGACCUGAGCCCGGCUGGGCACGAGGAGGCGAAGCGCGGCGGGCAGUCGCUGCGAGAUGCCGGCUACGAGUUUGACAUCUGCUUCACCUCAGUGCAGAAGAGAGCAAUUCGAACGCUCUGGACUGUGCUGGAUGCCAUUGACCAGAUGUGGCUGCCUGUAGUGAGGACCUGGCGUCUCAAUGAGCGGCACUAUGGGGGUCUGACUGGUCUUAACAAAGCAGAAACUGCUGCCAAGCAUGGCGAGGCCCAGGUAAAGAUCUGGAGGCGCUCUUACGAUAUCCCACCACCACCGAUGGAGCCCGACCAUCCCUUCUACAGCAAUAUCAGUAAGGUAUGUACAAACUGAGGUUUGGGUCACUCA